This is a messenger RNA of Momordica charantia (bitter melon), 2290 nucleotides long. Its product is annotated as alpha 1,4-glycosyltransferase family protein. The record is from RefSeq and is a predicted model, not a curated record. Lineage: Eukaryota; Viridiplantae; Streptophyta; Magnoliopsida; Cucurbitales; Cucurbitaceae.
ACUGUAAUUACCGAAACUUUUUAGCAGUAAUUAUAACUACUUUAUAACAUGAUGUGAAUGUCUUCUGCAGUAAGAAAAAUGUUACUUAAAUGUUGUCAUCCUCGACCGUCGGAUCACUAAAACUAAAACACAUCGCCUUUGUGAUAAGUAUCCGUCAUUGAACUAAAAUUUUAGAUUUGACCUUUUCAAUCCUAUUUCCUUCCGUGGACUUUACAAAAAAACGGACCAGCCCCAUUCAGCAGACCAAGCAAGCGGCCUGAAUAAAUUAAUUCCCUUCCAGAUAUGUCUUCCAUUGGUGUAGUCGCCAACAAAGUUUCUCCAUUUCCGAGUCUAUUCAAAUAGCUUCAUUUGUGCAUAUCCCAAUGAAAAUUUCACUUCUUAUGUGAAGAGCCUCCAGGGAAACAUGUCUGGAAGGUGUGCUAUAUCACCAAUAUUGCCAACUGUCUUGUUUGCAGCCAUCAUCUUCCUUGUAUGUGGAGAUGGCAUCAUCUACAAGGUUUCGAUUCGAACAGUAUCGAGAGAUGAGAACAAAAUUUCGAACUCAACAAUUACGUGCGUAACACAAGUACAAAUUGAGUCAACUUUAGAAGAAGAGCCACUGCAGUCCUCUACAGAAUACAAAGAUGAUGACAAUAGUGAAACUCUCGAUUCCUUGGUAGUUCCAUCCGAUCUUUCAGAAAAAAAAGCAAGAAUUGAUUGGUUUAGGAAACACCUUCCCGACUUUCGAAUUUUGCAGUCAAACAACUUGACGCAGCAGUUUGAUAAUCGACUUCUGGAGUUUCUUAGCCACGAGUGCGAGACGCAAUUCUUCAUGACAUGGAUAUCUCCAGCAAGGUCUUUCAGAGGAAGAGAAUUACUGGCAGCAGAAAGUGUUUUUAAGUCUCACCCCCGUGGAUGCUUAACUAUUCUAUCAAGAACGCUGGAUUCAGAAAGAGGGUACAAGAUUCUUAAACCUCUACUUGAUCGUGCGUUUAAAAUUCUGGCAAUCACACCGGACUUGCCUUCUCUAUUCAAAAACACCCCUGUUGAGGCUUGGUUUGAUGAGAUGAAGAGAGGAAAAAAGGACCCAGGUCUGAUUCCAUUAGCUCAAAAUCUAUCCAACUUGAUGAGACUUGCAGUUUUAUACAAGUAUGGAGGUGUUUACAUAGAUACAGAUUUUAUUGUUUUGAAGUCUUUCAUGGGGUUGAAGAACUCUAUUGGCGCACAAAGUAUUGAUCCAAUAUCUAAGAGCUGGACAAUACUAAACAACGCUGUUCUUGUUUUUGAUAAGAACCAUCCUCUUCUAGAGAAAUUCAUGGAAAAUUUUGCAUCAAAUUUUGAUGGGAGCAGAUGGGGAUAUAAUGGACCUUUUCUGGUCUCCAGAGUAGUAGCAAAGGUAACAGGAGCCAAAGCUACACCUGGUUUCAAUGUCACGGUAUUACCACCAGUGGCGUUCUACCCAGUGGACUGGAAUAAGAUUGGUGAACUUUUUAAGAAGCCAGAAAACCAGGCUACUUCUAGUUGGGCCAAAGCAGUGCUUGCUCAGCUAAAUAACGAGGCUUAUGGAAUACACCUAUGGAACAAGCAUAGUAAGAGUUAUAUCAUGCAAAAAGGAAGCGUCAUAGAAAGAUUAGUCUCUGAUCAUUGCAUUAUUUGCAGCAACACUUAGAACUAUGAAAGCUCUACAAGAAUCAUUGUAAAGAUGUACGGAAAACGAGAAUCUAGUUUAUACACUAACACUGAAAACCUCCAGCAAGAAUGAAGUGGAACCAUUUUCCUCCCAAGAAUCAUAAUGGGAUCAUGACUUAAUCUUUUCUCCCAGAUGCGAAUUACCCCAAAUGAUUGUUUUCCCUUAACUAGGCGUUUAAGAGUUUGAAUCUUCUCCGUUGUAUUCGUUUACUAAUUUUCUACAUUAUCAUGAUUUGAAAGAACUAUUCUCUGAUUCUCUUCAACCCAAUCUCUCUCUUACUCCGUACAACAUUAAGAAAUUAGAAGAUAAAAAGUCAAUGAUACUCUAAUAGACAGGAAGUAUCAAAUUUGCAUUAUUAUAUCUGAAGUUUACAUGAGAGGCAGCAGUUAUUGCUUUCGGGCAAAAUUAACCAAUCUCCAAGCUCUAGGACUGUUAAAGCCACUUCACCUUCAUAAAGUUACCAAUGUCCUUUCCCCAAUUAAUCAGUUGCAGGAGCCCAAAAAUUAUUUGGAAACUAUAGAAUUAAUUGAAUAAAAUGUUCCGAUCAUGCGAGCAAAUGCAACAGGAACGAAUAAAAUCAUAUCAUAUCAAACUAAUUUAAAAGUUAAAAGAGUAAUAACG